AUGUAUAUAUUCCCAAUCUCAUAUUAGUCGACUGUAAAAGAAGUCAUUCUCUCAAUGUUGGCAAGUCCCAUAUGGCAAAAUCAAUAUAAUUCCUUUGUUGAUGAAUAUUGCAUCUAUUUCGACGACGAUGAAGAAAACUCAAUUCAACAAAAUAAUUUCUUCAAGCAAUUUCAAACUGAAAUGGCAGCUGUCUAUGACUCCUUCUUCAGCUCUCUAGGCUUAGACAAUUCCGAUGAAUUGCAAAUCAAAGUUAUCAAAGAAAUACUUAAUAGUGAUGAAGAAGAAGAAAUUGAUGUCUAAUAAUUGCUAGCCUUGGGAGACUUUCAAGUUUUCAAAGCAGAAAUGUCCUAUUAAAAUAAACGAAGAGAAAUAGCAGCCUAUCAAUAAUUAGUUGAUGAUGCUGAAGAUGAAGAAGAUGAUGAAGACGAAUAAGAAGAAGAUCCUCAAGCAGAAUAGGCCUAAAAAAUGCUCAUUUUAAAAAUCAAAUUGGAAUAUGAAUAACUUCAAGACUCACUUGAAUUAAAAUAAGCUAUGCAAAUCUCUUUUGAUAAUCCAAAUUAAUAGAAACUAGAUUAAAUUUAAUAAAUGCUCGAAGUAGUUUAAGCUAGGUUAUAAAUUCUCGAAAAAGAAGAAGAAGGAAUGCAAUAAAAACAAUAAAUGCCCUAAAAUAAUGAUAGAAAAAAUAAAUUACUUGCUUAACUUAACAAUCUUCCUCUAAUUGAUUUGGAUAAAGAGCAAGAAAUAUUUACAAAAAUCAAAGUAGAUGCUAGUAGAAUCUGAAAAUCGACUCUAUUAUCAUGAUUUAUCAUAAUUAUAGAAUUUGCAUAUUUUCUAUUA
Paramecium tetraurelia is the source of this 837-nucleotide messenger RNA. RefSeq lists its product as uncharacterized. Gene Ontology annotation, cellular component: ciliary base; axoneme. The transcript is spliced from 3 exons. Lineage: Eukaryota; Ciliophora; Oligohymenophorea; Peniculida; Parameciidae. The record is from RefSeq and is a predicted model, not a curated record.